UUCAUUUGAUUAUAUCACAUUGCUAUUGCCAUAACAAGCUUUUUAAAGUAAUAUAGCAUUUUAUCUAUAGAAAAUAAGAGGUUACAGUCUCUCAUAUUAGAUCUAACAUUCCGAAAGUAGCGCUUAUUUUCUUGGGGAUUGUGUUGGAACUUUAGAAGUAGAGAUUCUCAUAUUUGACUAAACAAUAUUCACUGGGUCUAUGCCAACCCUGAAAUUUCACAAGCAAGUGCACAUGCAUUUAAAAAUCCUAUAAUAAAAGUAUGUUCUCGCCAAUGUCAAUUUUAAUGUCAUUUAAUGCUUACUAAUGCUCUAAUGCACUAAAUCUAUUUGUUUAAUGUUAUUACUGAUUUUCUCUUUCUUCCUCAGGUGUUUUCACUUACCACAGGUUGCCUCAUUACACCUGGUUCACCUCCAGAUACCUCUCUGUGCUUGACCACAGUGUUUACUGUUUAUGGCGACCCACUGUGGAAUUACUGCACACAGUGGAUGGGAAAUAGACUACUAAAAUUCCCCAGCCUCUGGACAACUGGUGAAGGAAAGAGUGGAAAACACUCUAACACAGAGGAGUUAGGACAGUUGAGAAAAGUUUAGAGACAGUCAUCAUCCAGAUUUCUUCUUCCAACUUCAUCAUCCUUCAUCAUGGCUGCCAGGCAGAGAGCCAUGUUCCUCGUGGUGGUGGCCUUCUUUCUGCCAGGCCUCAUUCACAGCUUCAAACCACUCUUCUCAUUUGAUGGGAAUUCCACAACUCACCGUGACAUCACACAAAGGGCGGUCCUCAGAAAGGCAGCUGAAGUCUGCCGAGACAUUGCUGCUUCCGAGGGACGGGACUUCAGCCUGACUGUUGAUGACAGCCUGUCAGUCGACCAAGUGCAAAGAGCCUGUUCCUCUACAAGUACCCCGACUUCUCUCCGCCCAAAUGUCAUGUUCCGAUCUUCCAUUGCCAGUAUGUGCUUCAACAAUGCACAAGUCGAUGUGAUUUUUGCGCUGAGUGAGAAGCACCAUUUUGAUGAUGAGACAUUCCAGGGAGGACGGGAUCUCAUCACAGCAGGUGUGUCUGCUGUGAAGGCCAGUGUGAAGCUGAACAACUUUGUCACAGCAAGGUGGACUCUUGGACGAGUCUGCCACACCCUACAGGACUUCUACAGCCACAGUAACUGGGUGGAGCUGGGGAAAACCACUCCUUACAGCACUCUGAUUAGACCAGACCAACCUCUUGAGAACCUGGCAGGCCCAAGUACUCCAACCUGUAGAAAUUGUGCAGGAAAGAAUUGUGCUAACAACCUUCUGCCCGACCUGCUGCAGCAGGGGCUUCUCACUUCAGGCUACUUCAACAUAUUCUCCUCAGCAAAGCCUGCAGGUAAAUGCAGCCACGGUGGAUCAUUCGACCGGACAAGCAUACAGAACCCAGUGGGGGGCAUAAACAAGGACGAGGUUGGAUCCAGUCAUGGGUCACUUCACCACAAAGCAGCUGAUUUGGCUGUGACUGCCACUAUGGAACUACUGGAGGACAUCAGAGUAGCUGUCGGAGACAAGAGUUUCCUGCGAUUGAUGGGCCUCUCCCAGUCCUCUGUGCUGUGUUUUGUCAUUGACACCAGAGGCAGUAUGAGCAAUGACAUAGCCGAGGCUAAGAGAGUUUCUUUCCACAUCAUUGACAGUAAGAAGGGAACCCAGCAGGAGCCCUCCGCCUACGUACUGGUACCUUUCAAUGAACCAGGUUUUGGACCUUUGAUUACAACAACAAAUGCAGACGUCUUCAAAGAUGGUAUCAACAAGCUGUCUGCACGUGGAGGAGAAGACCUCCUAGAGUCGUGCUUGUCUGGACUGCAGCUUGCACUGACUGCUGCUCCAUGCUCAUCUGAGAUCUUUGUCUUCACUGACGCUCCAGCUAAAGAUGCUCAUCUGAAAAGCACCAUCACUGCCCUUAUAGAGAGCACCAAGUGUGUGGUAACUUUCAUAUUGACAGACAUCCUGGCCAGUCGGUGGCCAUGGGGCCGCAGAGGUCCACGUACCAUGAGCCAAUCAGAUGCCCAGUUGUACCAUGACCUAGCUCGAGUCUCUGGUGGUCAGGCCAUAGAGGUCACCAAGUCAGACCUCUCUUUGGCUACAAGUGUCAUAGAGGAUUCAUCUGCCAGUGCUGUGGUGACAGUUUUUCAGGUAGUGAGGAAUCCUGGAAGGCCUGAUACUUUUACAUUUACUGUUGAUGGCUCUUUAAGGAACAUGACUGCCUACAUCACAGGAGCCUCAUCUCUCACCUUCAAUCUCACCAGCUCCACAGGUGUGUCUCAGAGUUCUAGUCAGUCCAGCGGUCCUCUGGCAUCUUUUAAUACAGCAGGAAACCUACGUCGUUUGAGCAUCAACAUUGAGAAUCAAACAGGAUUGUGGGAAAUCAGUGUUUAUUCCAAUAACGCCUACUCUGUUAAGGUCACCGGUCAAAGUUCAGUGAAUUUUAUUUAUAACCUUGUGGAAGCUCAUAAAAGAAACCACACAGACUUCAGUCUAAAGGAGGGACGUCCUCUUUCAGGUGGAAAUGCCAGCCUCUUGGUCUCUGUGACAGGAAGUGACACAGUAAAGGUCACAGAGGUCGCUCUGUUUGACAGCUCCGGGGCAACAGAGGUCAUUGGAUCAUUGCAGUCAGUGGGAAGUGGUAACUUCCUGGUCACAUUCACUGGAGUCCCAGCAGGUGACUUUGUGGUUCGGCUGAGAGGGGAGGACAGCAGCUCCACCUCCAGGUCAAAACGGAGCAGCUUCCAGAGACAGGCCUCGACACACAUCAAGACCUCCAGCAUCUCUGUUACUGCCCAAGCCAGCCACACCAACAUAGAACCAGGCUCCACCAUCUCCAUCCCUUUCACAGUCGCCACAACCACCAAUGGAGUUGUUAACGACUCUGCAACUAGGACAUUUGCAGUGCGAGCCAACAGUGACCGCGGCUAUACUUUAACUUCACCCAGCAUGGUCAUCAUAGCAGCGGGCAGUGGUGGCAAUGGCAGUGUGACCUUAACAGCACCAGUCAGCGCUGUAUCAGGAACAGACGUGACCCUUACCAUUGAGGCAGAAAAUGCAGCUGCCACUGACAGCAACUACACUGUCCUCAGGUUUUCUGUGGCUGCCAAGGUGACAGAUGUUACCCGUCCAGUGUGCCAGGUAGUCAGUAUAUCAACUUGCUGUCUGUCCUCUUCAUCGCUCUGUGCUUCCUCCCAGUGGGCAUUCAUCGCUAAUCUCACUGAUGGCAUCAAUGGAACUGGCAUUGAGAGCAUCACCAUCCAUCAAGGGAACGGUACCCUGAAUAGCUCAACGGCAGGAGGACAUGGUGAGAACAUUACAGUGGCUACUUACAGCGCCUCCUGCAGUUCACAGAAUGUAGUGCUGGCAGCUGUGGACAGAGUAGGUAAUGUGGGGACCUGUGUGGUACAAGCCAGAGUGUCUGCCACAGCUUCACCUGUGACUGCAGUUAGCAUGACUUCCACUGGAGGUCACACUUUGAGCAUAUCGCACUGUCUCUGGAUCAGUGUUGUGGUUUCUCUCCUUUGAAUGGAAAAAUCAUCAUGUGUAUCUCUUAAUGUCUAAUCAAAUGUAGAUGGGCCUGGGGGGGGGGAGGAAUCAAUCAUCUCUCUUACAAAUCAAUAGUAAAAAUGUAAAAAGUAACAAGUGUACCUAGUUGUUGACAGGUUGUCUUGUCUACUAAAAAUUAAAGAGUGAUUUCUUUCAACAUCCACCUACAAAAAGUAGUUAGAAAGCAACAGAGCUGUAGUUAUUUCAUGUUAGAACAAGUGGGCCAAGUCAUAGUCUGCUCAAUCAUUUUGAACUUGUACUAGUAUUUCCAUUUUAUGCAACUUUAUACUUCCACUACAUUUAAGAGAAAAAUAUUGUACUUUUUACUCCACUACAGUUAAGCAGUUACUUUGCAGAUUCAGAUUUUACAUACAGAGCACACGAUCAGCUUAUAAAAUAUGAUGCCUUGUUAAAUAUCAAGCUACCAAACAACAUGUAAGUACAUGUUGCUGCUAAUCAUUUUCAACAUCUACUAAAGUAAAAUUUUGAAUGCAGGACUUUUACUUGGAAUUGGAAAGGAUCUUACUUCUUCAUACUUCUUCCUUUAUUGUAGGUAUGACUUUACACUUCAGUUAUCCACAGAAAUAAGAAUAAACACACCUGAAAACAAAAAUAGGUCCAGAAAUGCAUCACUAGUGAUUGUUAAAUAGUGUUAGUGUUUAGGGUGGAUUUUUCCUUUAAAUGGUUUAAAUGGACCAGAUGCAUGGCGAAUGCACAUCAUCACCAGCUGGUGGUAAUUUGCAAGCUGCACAGUAUGGUUUUCAUGGGCAA
Messenger RNA from Micropterus salmoides (largemouth bass), 4323 nucleotides. It is a transcript of the gene vwa10.2, whose product is annotated as von Willebrand factor A domain containing 10, tandem duplicate 2. The transcript has 17 exons. Bases 640 to 3531 code for a protein of 963 amino acids. Lineage: Eukaryota; Metazoa; Chordata; Actinopteri; Centrarchiformes; Centrarchidae. The record is from RefSeq and is a predicted model, not a curated record.